UUGCAGGUCAAGUUAACAAUUGCGGGCGGCUGCCGAAACCAAGAAGAUUAUGCACGUGUCAAAGCUUUGAAGGACUUAUGUGCUGAGUGGGGCUUAACUUCGAAUGUGGAAUGGAAACUCAAUGUAGCUUACGAGGAACUGCUUGACUUACUUUCGCUGAUUAUUGCUUCAGGUGGUCCCCAAAUGGAUAUUGUAUUACCUAUAGAUGGCAAAAAAGAGACACAGCCGAUAGGCUUCCUUGCAGCUACCAAAGAGGAGUAUGUGAGACUUGUACUGCACAUUGUGGAAAUGUCGCGGCUAGAACGUGACGCUGUGCGAGAAGCUGCUCGAGCGUCAGUAAAUAGAUUUAGUGAGAGGGAAUUCGAACUAAAAUGGAAUGCUGCUAUCGAGCCAUUAUUGGCGUAA
This is a messenger RNA of Cooperia oncophora, 405 nucleotides long. The record is from the annotation of a GenBank genome assembly. NCBI's taxonomy places the organism in Eukaryota, Metazoa, Nematoda, Chromadorea, Rhabditida, Trichostrongylidae.